Polistes dominula (European paper wasp) is the source of this 1755-nucleotide messenger RNA. RefSeq lists its product as uncharacterized. The record is from RefSeq and is a predicted model, not a curated record. NCBI's taxonomy places the organism in Eukaryota, Metazoa, Arthropoda, Insecta, Hymenoptera, Vespidae.
AUUUGCAUGAAGAAACAGAUACAAAAAUUGUAUACCACGCGUGCAAUAUUGAAUCAACAGCAAAUAUUAUAAUAAAAUGCUCCGAUACAGACAUUUUAAUUAUAAUAUUAGCUAAUAAAAUUAAUGUUCGACAAAGUAGCAAAGUUUAUAUACAAACAGAAGUUUGGAAUAGACAAAGAAUCAUUGACGUUUCAGCGUUGUAUGUAACGUUAGGUGAUUUAUUCUGUCAAUCAUUGCCAGGAUUUCAUGCCUUAACUGGCUGCGAUUUUAAUCCUGCAUUAUUCAGGAAGGGAAAGCAACGCCCUUUACAGAUACUCAGAAAGAACGAGAUUUCAAGAAGCUUUUAAUCAAAUAGGCUCUGAAGACUGUGACGAAAAUAGCGUAUUUACGGUGCUCGAGAAAUUUGUUUGCAAUUUAUAUAGUUUUAAGUCUAUGAAUUCUGUAAAUAGUGCCCGAUUCGCAUUAUUUUUAAAAACUUAUAAACUAAAGGACUUAGAUGAACCAUUCCAGAAAAAAAAAUUACAGAAUUUUGAUGCUUCGACUUUACCGCCCAGCCAGACUGAAUUGACGCAGCAUUUAUUAAGAACAAAAUAUAUUGCCACAAUAUGGAAAAAUGCUUACAAACAAAUACCGUCAAUUUUAAAACCAGAGAAUUGUGGAUGGUUAAUAUCCCAAGACAAAUAUAAAUUCAACUGGUUUGACGGACCGCAGCUGCCCAGUAUAGUAAAAGAUGUACUUGAUACUGAAAUUAUUGAAGGCGAUAAUGCAGGAAUCGAAUCUGAGGAAGAUUCGAUAUAUGAAAGCGAAGAUGAUUUUCCAUCUGAAUCAGACACUGCCAGCGAAAUUGAGUAGCAUCUGUUAAUAUUUUUGCAAUAUUCGAUUAUUAAAGAUAUGAAUAUAUAUAAAAUAGUGUCACUUUUUGUCUUUCUAACAAUAUAUUCACAGUAUAAUAAUUUCAUAUUUAUUCCAUAAUUAAAUAUCAAGCGCGUUGAGCGCGAUUACAAAUCUUCUAUUAUAGCGCGCUUUUUCAAGCCGUCUGCCAAGGCUUUAGCCCCAAAAUUUUUGUCUGCCAUUUUGUAAAUUGUUUUCUUAAUGUUUAAAUAAUAAAAUAAAAAAGUUUUUGUUCAUGAACCUUGUGAUUUUUUUUUAUUAAUUUUUACACCCCUUUGGCGCGCUCUGCCGGCACUUUAACCCCGAGCAAACUGUCUGCCAAUAUUUCUUCGCGAUUCCUUAAUAUAAAUACAAGCAUUUUCCAUAAUUAGAAUCCUUGAAGCUUAUCAUUUUUUUCACACCUAAAUUUCACGUUUUGAAUCGUUUAGGCCACAGUUUUGCGAUAGCAGACUUGCAGAUUUAUGUUCAGCUAGACCAAAGGUACCUUUUUCAAUAGAAAUCAAUCUUGAAGUUGAUAAAUGCAUUUUUAUGUAGCCAGCUCUCCGUCUAUUAAUUUGUGGCGUCCUGCACCUGCUCGGUGCUGACACCACAUGGUCGACUAUCCGUAGCUGUGACGUCUCGCACCAGGACGGUGCCGACAUCUCGCGGCUGCUAGUGCUAACUUCGGCAGACGUACCUAAAAACUACUAGAGUUAUGAAAUACUCGAAGAAUUAACCUUGUCGAGUUAUUGUGUUUGUUGUGAUUAUUGUAAAGUACGCGACAGAAAUAUUUAGAGUAUUGAAAACCGAUUAUAUAUAUAUAUAUAUAUAUAUAAUUUAAACUGGCCAAGUACUUUCUAAUUUUUUCAAAAUAUUUUUCAAUAG